CGAAGAACUUUUUAAGUAAAAACUAAUCUACUCCGUAAAAACGAUAUUUUUGCCUCACCUGAUCGGCGCACUUUUGCUAAUCUAUCAUCCUCUCUCAUCUCUCUACUAUCUAGGGUACCAUUUUCGUCUCACCCGCCAUUUCUGUAAAUCUUUCGAGCUCUCAUCCUCUACUAAAAAUGGUGAGAACUGUAAGACCUAAUUAUCCGCAGCAAGAGGACGAAGAAGACGACGCCGAAGAUGUCGCUACUGGUACUGACACCUCUUCUCACCGAGGGAAAAGUGCGGAUCAGAAACCUAGCAAUUAUAGGUCUAAGCAUUCUGAAACUGAGCAGCGUCGUAGGAGUAAAAUCAACGAGAGGUUCCAGAUAUUGAAAGAGUUGAUACCCCCAAAUGAUCAAAAGAGGGAUAAGGCCUCGCUCUUGCUAGAGGUCAUAGAGUACAUCCAAUUUCUACAAGAUAAAAUACAAGUUUAUGAAGGGCCAUAUCAACAACAAGCAUGGUCUCAAGAGGCCACAAAAUUAAUACCAUGGAGAGCUAAUCACGGGCCAGUAGACAACUUUGCUAAUCAUUCUCAAGCCAUGAAAAAUGGCUUUCUGGAUGAGAAUACUUCAGUGCAAUCCAUGACAGCCAUUCAAGGUGCAGUGGAGUCAGAGUUCAGUGGGGAAUUUGCCUACAGAGUAGAUCAUCAUCCUGCUGGACCAGUGAACCCUGUUGUUCCCUUAAACGUUCCAUUGGCACCAUGUUCUUUCCCUCCUGCAAGAGCUAUUCUGCCUAUUGAGACUGUUGCUUCCCAUCCCCAUGGAUCAUCUGGAGCUGAUGGCUCUAUCAUAUUAACUGAAGAGAGGACAUUCGAAAGGGGCUCCAGUAGUGUUUCUGAUGUUUAUUCUCAAGGACUACUAAAGAGACUUACCCAGGAGCUGCAGACAUAUGGGGUUGAUUUGUCUCAGGCCAACAUCUCAAUUCAACUUGAUGUUGGGAAGGGAGGAAAUAGUGGCUCAAAUGCUAUCGGACCCUCUACAGAGGAUGUUGAUAGUCGGUCUCCAAAUAAUCAGCCUGUUUCACCUGCUGUGGAGGUAAGUACAAAGGAUUCUAUUCAGACUGCCAAGAGACUCAGGACUGGAGAAAGUUAGAAAUUUGAUUAGUCAUAUAGGUUUUUUUUUUUUACUCUGUGAUUGCAUAUGGGGUUUCGGUUCUUCUUUCAAAUGUCUGUUUGCCCUUUAUGGCCAAGGGUAAAGAAGAACCAAAAUGAGUUAGAAAAGAGGUUUUCGGAGUCUAUUUUAACCACAUCGACCCCAACCACCAGAUUGAUAGAUUCCAUUGUACAUGUUUUUUGUGGUAGUGGGUUCUUAAAAGGAUCCUAAUUAGUAAUUACUACUAUUAUUAUAUCAUAAUAAUUAUUAUUAUGACUUGUAAAUCUUUUGCAUUUCUAACAGUUCUCAGAACCAAUUGGUUUUCUUCA
Molecule: messenger RNA, 1459 nt
Organism: Spinacia oleracea (spinach)
Lineage: Eukaryota; Viridiplantae; Streptophyta; Magnoliopsida; Caryophyllales; Amaranthaceae
Product: transcription factor BIM2
Exons: 7
Coding region: 177-1130 (317 amino acids)
Biological process (GO): DNA-templated transcription
Molecular function (GO): protein dimerization activity; DNA-binding transcription factor activity
Source: RefSeq, a predicted model, not a curated record